AUGGAGCGGUCCCGAAGGGAAUCUGAUCUCGUGGCUCUUGCUCGGUACCGUCGCCAGUUCCGCUUAGAAGCUGGCGAAAUGGACGAGCUAAAGUUGAGGAAUAGGUCACAGAAAAAAGAGGAAUUGCGUCUUGUAGCUGAACCGAAUUUGCUUAAACGUAAAAUAUCUGAAAUCGACCCCGAAAACCAGAAAGUUGCGCGCAAUGCUGCUCAGCUGCUUGAAGAAGCGGCAAGCCGAUGGCAGCACGGUAACGAACAACAGCAAAGGGAAAAGAAUGAACUCAAAGCAGCGUGCGCCGCCUUCAAGCAGUUGCUCUCUGAGACUCAGAAAAGAUUGCAAGAGGCUGAGCUCUCUUUAUAUGCAAUGAAACAGGAACAGGAACAUCUACAAAUAAUGAACCAAAGAAAGACACCUUCUGCGGAAAUAAUGCAGGAAGUGAUAGGCAACCAAGAAUGGAUUUCGAGAGAGUGCGCCCUCCUAAAGAGCGCCUUAGACGGUAUUUCCCAUGCUUGGCACUUGGGGCCGUAUGCAUUAGAACUCUCCCUGCUUAAGCUGGAGGCACAGUUGGAGUGGUACAAAGGGGAAAGCGAGGCAGCAAAGGGCGAGCUCACAUCUGUUCAGACUUUGAUAGGGGAAGCAAACACAGGGAGCAACAAAUUAGAAGUGAGUCUAGUAGGGCACGUAUUCUCCUUAGCUGCUGUGAGCACGAGCGCCACACGGCCGCUGGGCAUUGCAUGA
This is a messenger RNA of Cyclospora cayetanensis, 738 nucleotides long. RefSeq lists its product as uncharacterized. Bases 1 to 738 code for a protein of 245 amino acids. The transcript is spliced from 3 exons. The record is from RefSeq and is a predicted model, not a curated record. Lineage: Eukaryota; Apicomplexa; Conoidasida; Eucoccidiorida; Eimeriidae.